AUGUCCGAUGCUGAACGUCCGGCACAUUUCAAAGACGUUCUCCUGUUGACUCAACUAUUUCAUAUCCCUAUAUUUUUUGUGUCAAUUGGUCUCUCCGUGGACCCAGACCCAGAUAACCAAUGGACGCGGACACUGUUAUACUUGCACCCUAUUCUUUGUAUUUUUCUAUUCGCUGGAGUAAUCGCUGGAAUUAUCGGUUUGAAAUUACUCCUGGUGGCUUGGGAUAAGUGUUUCGAUUCGGAGGAAUCGACAAAGUGUCGGAGGGAUUUAUCGAUUGGAUAUGGAGGGAUGAUAACCUGUGGGAUAAUACCUCAAGUGUUGAAAGUGAUACUGAUGGAAAACGUGAAAGACGUUCUUGCCUUCUCCGCCAUCUGUGCGGUCUGCAACUUUCUAUUUCUUCUGCUAUUCGUUUUUAAUCAUCACGAUGACUAUGGUACGAGAAAUUCAAAAAAGAAAUAUGCAUUGAUCCUUCGAAUAAUUAUGAUUCUAUUGCACGUUACUGUUACCGUAACAUUGGUAAAGGUCUUCAUCCGCGGCGGAAAAUAUAAUGAAAAACAAAUAGAACACAUGGAGAUAUUGAUUGCUUUAUAUUCGUUUUGCUAUAUUCCGUGUCCUGCUGAAUUUGCAGUGGUUUUGGCCGGGUGGAUCACGGUGGAAGAGUUACCUGACGACAAUAUAUCAGCUUUGUUUAUGUCUGUAGCAAUUUCGAGGGAGUUAUACCCAGCUCCACAUCGACCCACCACCAAUCAGUCGCCUUGGGUGGAUACCGUACUACCUUCUAGAUCUUCGGAAAGAUAUGAAUCUCUUGACGACACAGGCAAUUUCGUGAGUAACGAUUCAGAAUUGUUCGAAUAUCAAACUUGUCGUCACCACACUGCCGACCAUCAAGAAUUUCAACAUAUUGUUAGGGUUACUGUACCUACAGCACCCAUGGAAGAAGAGGAAGAUGAGACAACAGAUAGCGAAAACCUACAGUACCCCAUCUCCAGCUCCACCAGCGGAACCGAAUGCAACAUCUGCAUGCUUCGCUACAGUACCACUACAGUAAUCCCCAGAAUCCUGGUGGGAUGUGGACAUACAGUAUGCCAGGCGUGUAUACAGAAACUUCCGAGACAAGAAUUCGUACUCUGUCCGUUUUGCAGGAAACCGACAAGUUUGCCUGAUAACCUUCUACCCAAGAACUAUGCCGUCCUGGAUAUAAUUCAUAAUUUGGAAAAAUAA
Molecule: messenger RNA, 1221 nt
Organism: Caenorhabditis remanei
Lineage: Eukaryota; Metazoa; Nematoda; Chromadorea; Rhabditida; Rhabditidae
Exons: 5
Coding region: 1-1221 (406 amino acids)
Source: RefSeq, a predicted model, not a curated record